UUGCAUCUGUCACGAACGCUUUUUAAUUUUUUAGAUAUAAAAAAUGGAAAAGCGUUUUUUAAAAGGUUUAUUGGUCUUAAUAAACUCUUUUUGAUAGUUUAUUAAUCUACGACUUUUUUUUAGAGUGAGGGUAGUCUUAAUAUCGUUACUUUUGCCUUUAUGUAGGUGAUUAUCAUGUAUUGUCGGACAUAUUUCAAAAGUAUACAAGUCAAUUAGUAAUUCAUCAUGAAGAUCCGAAUAUUGUUAAAAAUCAUGAUCGUCUCAGUGGUAAACUAUAUUGUAUAAUAGAAGUACCAACAAUGUCAUUAAUUGAAGUUUUAGAAAUAUUACAUAAACAUUACUUUUCAAUCGUGGCUAAUUCAACUAAUUUUGGUCCAAAAACAAAAUUACAAGAAUUCAUUUUAUUACGUAAUAAAGAAUCCCACGAUCGAGGAUUACCAACUAUUGACGCUGCAAAACACUAG
This is a messenger RNA of Didymodactylos carnosus, 464 nucleotides long. The record is from the annotation of a GenBank genome assembly. Lineage: Eukaryota; Metazoa; Rotifera; Eurotatoria; Philodinida; Philodinidae.